This is a messenger RNA of Rhagoletis pomonella (apple maggot), 1700 nucleotides long. Its product is annotated as GDNF-inducible zinc finger protein 1-like. Gene Ontology annotation, biological process: regulation of transcription by RNA polymerase II. Gene Ontology annotation, molecular function: RNA polymerase II transcription regulatory region sequence-specific DNA binding; DNA-binding transcription factor activity, RNA polymerase II-specific. Gene Ontology annotation, cellular component: nucleus. The record is from RefSeq and is a predicted model, not a curated record. Lineage: Eukaryota; Metazoa; Arthropoda; Insecta; Diptera; Tephritidae.
GAAGCUAAGCCUUAUGAUGAAAUGCCUAUAAGUCACGAAAAAGUGGACACUGGAUUAUGCGAGCCUGAAAUAGACAUUUUUUUUGGAAAAUUUGGAGUGUAUGGAGGGCAAACUGAGUUUGUGGCUGCUAAAACCGAAGAGGAUGAGUCAACGAUGGGUGAUGAUUAUUUCAGUAUUCCUUUAAUGGAUUCACUUGACAUUCAUUCGAAGGAUAAUAAAUGUGAGGCGCAAAAAUUAAAUGUUGUGGUUGAAAACAAAGGAAAAGCGAGAAGAGGACGCCCAAAAAAAAUCGAUAGCCCUCCAAAGAAAAAUAAGACCAACAUUAAAGAAAAACCAGAGCGAAGAAAACGGACUGCCAAUAAAAAGAAAACUCAAAGCAAAGAUAUUGCGCAAAAACCCGAGCACUCCAUCAAUUAUGGUGAAAAAUUAAAAGCUAUCCAAAAGGCUGAUGAAUUUUUGGCGAAAAACACAGAGUUAGAUUGUUUCAUUUGUAAGGAGAAGUUGAAAGAUUUUAAGGACCUUAAAACUCAUUUUCGACAAAAACAUAAAUGCGCUGGCUAUGCGGUUUGCUGCGACCAACGUUUUCUCAAACGCACAUUAUUUGUAGAUCACAUACAACUGCAUAAGAAUCCAGAUUUUUUCAAGUGUUCAAUAUGCCAAAAACAAUUGAUAAGCCGCAAAAAUUACAUCAAUCAUAUGCACUCGUUACACCCAGCAGCUGAAAAUCUUCAAUUUGCUUGCAAACUUUGUCCGAAAAAGUUUAUCAAACAAUACAUUUUAGAUAGUCACAUAAAGAUGUGUCAUAUGUCUAAAAAUCACGUGUGCAAACUGUGCGAUAAAGCUUUUGCCAACAUCUGGACUUUAACUCAGCAUGAAAGAGCUGUACAUCGAAAUGAAUUUGAAUCUGUUUGCGAAAUAUGUGGAAAACGUUUAAGAACCACGGCAAAUUUAAAAUAUCACAUGGACAACAUACACAACACGGAGCCACGUCCAGAGGUGCAGUGUACAGUAUGUCAUAAAUGGCUUAAGAGUGAUCAUAAUUUGCGCAAGCAUAUGAAAUCACAUCGUGAUGAAGCAUCUGGUGUAGUAUUUAAGUGUCCUCACUGUAAUGUUGAGAAAAAAUCAAGAACCUCGCUUUCGUCUCAUAUACUUUAUCAUCACUCAAAUAGAGUUUUCACUUGUACAAUGUGUGCAAAAGAAUUUAAAACUCCAACUAAAUUGAAGGUAGUUUCAAAUGUGUAAUAUAUUAAGGGAUGUUUUAUACUGUCAUAUUGUUGUAGGUCGUAUUUUUUUUAACAUUAUUACCAUGGUUGUGAAACUCUAGGAUGCACAACUAUACGACAGUAUACAACAUUUUGUGAGCUCCCUAAUUAUUUGUAUACCCGCGCACUGUUUUAUUAACUUUGUUCGCAUAACGGUUGUUUAUAACAGCCUAAAGUAAACGCGAUAGAUAUAGGCAUACAUAUGUGUGUAUUAGGGUGAUCCAAAAUAACUAACUUAACGAAUUUAUGGCCUUAAAAGGACUAAUUUACUGAGAAGAAAAUAAUGGCAGGAAUGUUAAUCCUGCGAUCCCGGAAUCCAGGGCUCCCGGCCUUUUGAAGGUCCCCAAAAUGCCGGGAUUCUCGGCAAAUAAUCCCGGGAUCUUCGGGAUUUAUAUUUUGCACGGAUGGCAAUAAUGGAAAAUUCUUUUCAUGACCAGU